This is a messenger RNA of Protobothrops mucrosquamatus (brown spotted pit viper), 1182 nucleotides long. RefSeq names its product family with sequence similarity 43 member A (gene FAM43A). The transcript has 2 exons. NCBI's taxonomy places the organism in Eukaryota, Metazoa, Chordata, Lepidosauria, Squamata, Viperidae. The coding region runs from base 1 to 1182 and encodes 393 amino acids. The record is from RefSeq and is a predicted model, not a curated record.
AUGCUGCCCUGGAAGAGGCACAAAUUCGAGCUGCUGGCCGCGGAUCCGCCGUCGGGGAAGGCCAAGGACUACUGCCAGGCGGGCGCCGGGAGCCUGCCCUGCUCCGCCGCCCUGGGCUCGCUGUCCCGCGCCUGCCCGGCCGAGAGCGCCCUCUCCAAAAUGGGCAGCCUGUUCCGCUCCAAGCGCAAGAAGUUCCGCGUGAGCAACGAGGCGCCCACCUACACGGCGCUCUACCUGGGCAACGCCACCACGCUGCAGGCCAAGGGCGAGGGCUGCACCGACGCGGCGGUGGCCAAGAUCUGGGCCAAGAGCGAGGCCGGCCGCCACGGCACCAAGAUGAAGCUGACCAUCGGGCCGCAGGGCAUCCGCCUGGCGCCCGCCGUGCCGGCCGAGGCCGCCUCCCGCCCGGGCCACCUUUACCUGCUGCACCGCGUCACCUACUGCGUGGCGGACCCGCGCCUCCCGCGCCUCUUCGCCUGGAUCUACCGCCACGAGGUAAAGCACAAGGCGGUGCUGCUCCGCUGCCACGCCGUGCUGGUCUCCAAGGCGGAGAAGGCCCGCGCCAUGGCGCUGCUGCUGUACCAGACGUCGGCGGCGGCGCUGGCCGAGUUCCGCCGCCUCAAGAAGCGCGCCGACGCGCGGCACCAGCAGCUGCAGCAGGUGGGCCCCGGGGCCGACGGCGCCAUCCCGCUGGUGCCGCUCCGCAAGCUGCUCCUGCACGGGCCGGGCGGCUGCUACAAGCCGCCCGUCGAGCGAAGCCGCAGCGCGCCCAAACUGGGCUCCAUCACCGAGGACUCGCUGGGCGAGGAACUGGAGGAGCGCGCCGCGGGGCCGGGCUGCGCCAACGGCGGCCGGGACGAGGACUGCGACGGCGGCGACGACGAGGAGCUGCUGGCCCCGCUGGAGGAGGACGGGGACGGGGACGGGGACGGGGAGGGCGCGGCGCCCGCGGCGGCGUCCAGCCUGGGGCAGCUCAUCUGCGGACUGGGCGAGCUGGCCAUCGGCAACGACGUAGCGCUUCUCCGCGCCGACCUGCGCGUCACCCGCCUGCUCUCCGGGGAGAGCACCGGCAGCGAGUCCUCCAUCGAGAGCAACGGACACGAGACCGCCGGCGGCGCCGGGAGCUCCUCACCCCCGCCGCCCGUGCGAUGCUGCCACAGCCCGGAGCCCGACUGCGGCUGA